Messenger RNA from Amborella trichopoda, 1827 nucleotides. RefSeq names its product Protein phosphatase 2C family protein. Gene Ontology annotation, biological process: protein dephosphorylation. The record is from RefSeq and is a predicted model, not a curated record. Lineage: Eukaryota; Viridiplantae; Streptophyta; Magnoliopsida; Amborellales; Amborellaceae. Gene Ontology annotation, molecular function: cation binding; protein serine/threonine phosphatase activity.
UUUUUAUUUCUCUCUCUCUCUCUCUCUAGACUCAAUAGUUUACUUUCUUCCACGGGCUUGACUAUCUCGAGUUCACUACAAUUGCCUGACUUUUUCCCUAUCUGGAUUCCUUUCAGCGAUCAUUUCUCUCUCUCUUCGAUUGCCUCACCUGCAACUGCCCCUCUUUCUCUCUCUAGGUUCCUGCACCUCCACUUUCUCUCCGCCCACUUUCGAUCAUCAUAACUUAUUGCUCUAUCGUCAUCUCCAACCUCCUCACUCGAUUUUCAUCCCUUUCCCCUCUCUCUCUCUCUCUAUCUAUCUCCCAAUUCCCUUUACCUGCAACUCACUCUCUCUCUAGACCUGAUUGUUCAUCUCACCUUCAUUCCUCGUAACCCUUCCCCUCAACUCAAUUGAAUUCCCUUUGAGGAAAUGAGGGAUGUUUUCAUGGCUGAGAAGAAUUGCAGAGGCUUGUUGGCGACCGGUCCAGAGGUUCGGCCAUAUGAGCAAGGAUGAUGAGGACAAAGGUGAUAAUCUCCUCUGGUGCAAGGACCUGUGUCGCCAUUCGUUGGGGGAUUUCUCCAUUGCAGUUGUUCAGGCGAAUGAGUUCCUUGAAGACCAGAGCCAGGUAGAGGUUGGUAGAGAUGGCACCUUUGUUGGAAUCUAUGAUGGCCAUGGUGGCCCAGAAGCUUCUCGCUUUGUUAGGGAUAACCUUUUCCUCCACCUCAUGAGAUUUACAAGAGAACAUGGAAUGAUGUCUGAAGAUGUUCUUCGAAGGGCAUUCUCUGCUACAGAGGACGGAUUUCUUGCCCAUGUGCGUAGAACAAGGCAAGAGAAACCGUUAAUUGCUGCGAUUGGAACAUGUUGUCUCGUUGGAGUGAUUUGGGGUGGAAGGUUAUAUGUGGCUAAUGCUGGCGAUUCAAGGGCAGUAAUAGGUUGUCUAGAAAGGUCAAAUAACAUCAUUGCAGAGCAAUUGACUAGGGACCAUAAUGCGUGCAUGGAGGAAGUCAGACAAGAGCUUAGGUCCCUUCAUCCAGAUGAUUCACAUAUUGUAGUCCAAAAGCACGGAGUAUGGCGUGUCAAAGGCAUCAUUCAGGUGUCCAGGUCUAUCGGUGAUGCAUACUUGAAGAGGCCAGAAUUUGCGCUAGGUCCAUCAUACCUGCGAUUUCGGCUCUCGGAGCCUCUUCAUCGACCAGUCUUAACUGCAGAGCCUUCUGUGUACACAAGAAUCAUCAGGCCCCAAGAUAAAUUUAUUAUAUUUGCAUCUGAUGGCCUUUGGGAACAUCUCACCAAUCAGGAGGCUGCAGAGAUAGUGAACAGUUGCCCACGAGCAGGUAUAGCUAGAAGGCUUGUUAGAACAGCGUUACAAGAGGCAGCUAGGAAGAGGGAGAUGAGGUAUUCAGAUCUGAAGAAGGUCGACAAGGGAAUUCGUCGAUUCUUCCAUGAUGAUAUAAGCGUAGUUGUUAUAUACAUAGACCAUGAAUUGCUUGGCGCAAACAUGCCUGUGCCUGAAUUGUCUGUGAUAGGCUUUGUUGAUGCAGUUGGACCAUCAGAUUUCUCAGUGUUGCAGGGAAUCAAUGGACGAGCUAUGGCCCAUAUCUAAUUUGGCAUCUACGGCAUACCAUGCGGCCCCCUCCCCAUGUUUGUAUUUGUGAGUUCUGUUAAUGCUUGCAUGUUCAAACGAGGCUUGGCAUCUCUCUCUCUCUCUCCAGUUUACUUCUUCAUGAUUGUUUAAGGGUAAGAUCUGAACCUGUGCUUAGGUGAUGUGAUGAACCACACCUGUAUGGGGUCGGAGAACACCUGAUAUAAAUAUCUCUUUUUUAAUCAGGAGGUUAGCAAUUGUAUGCUCAA